This is a messenger RNA of Cajanus cajan (pigeon pea), 1039 nucleotides long. Its product is annotated as lectin. Gene Ontology annotation, molecular function: carbohydrate binding. The record is from RefSeq and is a predicted model, not a curated record. NCBI's taxonomy places the organism in Eukaryota, Viridiplantae, Streptophyta, Magnoliopsida, Fabales, Fabaceae.
UUAUAUUAUUUAGAACAUUAGAAACGUACAGAAGAGGAAGAAGAAUGGGUGCUACUCAAUCACAGCAAGAGCCACAAUCACAAUCACAAUCAGAAUCACAACCUCAACCUCAACCUCAGGCACAGUUACAACAGCACCACCAUCAGCCACAUGAAACCACCAAAAGGGAAACAUGGUUGUUGUCUCCUGGAAGAAACACAAAACCCUCCAAGAGUAAUAGCACAAAGGCAGUAGUAGAUAAUAAUGCCAGAGCUGUUAAAUCCAAUGAGACUGGAUCCAUGAUGCCACAUAACUAUGAACAUAUACUCAAGGAUGCAGACUCACCGGUUGAUAAAUCUUGCAGUAGGGGAAAGCUGUUUGAUCUGCUAUAUGCUGGGGUGUUCUUAGAUCACAAAACAAAGAAAUAUUGGGUAGAUAAGAGGUCCAACAGUAACUGUUUCAUGCUGUAUGCAAGAGCACUCUCAAUCACCUGGGCAGAAAAUCCAAUCUACUGGAAAUGGGUACAACAGAAAGAAGCAAGUGGCACAAUGACAGAGUUGGCUGAACUGAAAAGGGUAUGCUGGCUAGAAGUGGAAGGGAAAUUUGACACCACAAAGCUUUCACCAGGAAUUCUAUAUCAAGUGUCAUUUAUUGUAAUGUUGAAAAAUGGGGCUAAUGAGGGGUGGGAAAUUCCAAUAAAUGUUAGACUUGAAAUUCCUGGAGGAAAGAAACAAGAACACAAGGAAAAUUUAUUGGAAAAGUCAAGGGAGAGUUGGGUAGAGAUUCCAGUGGGAGAAUUUGUAGCAUCUGAGAAAGAUGUUGGUGAGAUGAAGAUCUUCAUGUAUGAAUAUGAAGGUGGCAUGUGGAAGACUGGGCUAAUCAUCAAAGGCAUUGUCAUCAAACCAAAGAACUAAUUAAGAGAUAUAGAAUAUUAUAAGCUAUAUAUAAUAAACCCUCUGCCAUGUACGCAUGCAGAAGUAUCCUUUUCGAAUUUCUGGUCUCUGAACUCUAUAUAGAAUAUAUAGCAAGUUGGUGUUUUUCAACAUCCAACUUAGCCUAA